AAAAUUCAGAUUCACAGUUUUCAGUCGAAUGAGAAACGCUGUUGCGUGAGCGUGAGUGGCUUGACUAGUUUUCAAUCGUGUGCAUAUUUCUCACAAGUUUACAUUAGUGUGCGUGGCUUUUAAAUUUAAAAACAAGUUCUCUUUAGUCAUAGUGUGCAUUUUACUUGGAUUACAUUGCAGUUUCACGAAAAAAAAAAUAGUCAGAAACAAUGUGAUAAAACUGUCGAUGGAUCAAAAUAAAGGAAAAAAAUCUCGCAAACAAUUUUAUUUUUUAAAUUUCUCCAUAUAAAGUGGACAACAAAAUUGAAAUGCCAGAUCAAGGGUAAAUAAAUUAAAAAGCUCGGAAUUCGAGUUUUUCAAAUAAAUAGAAAGAGAAAGAAAAUUGAGCCAAAAUGUUCCUCUGCAAACAAAUAUUUGUUGCAUUUGCAACAAUUUUAAUAUCAUUCAACAUAUCAUGUUUGGGAUUAGAAGGACCAAAUGUCUGUACCAGACAAGAACAAUAUCAAGUUUCAGUUAAGGUAUCUGAACAGAAGCCUUAUAUGGAACGAGAACACACGUGGUGCCUCAGUUUUCCUCCUAGGUGUUCAAAAUAUAAAGUAAUUUACAAGACUGUAUACAACAUUCAGACAUUAACGAAAACAAAACCUGUCGAGGAGUGUUGUAAAGGUUACACCUUAACAACAGAUGGAGAUCGUUGUAUUCCAAUUUGUUCGGAAGAUUGUCGACAUGGAACGUGUUCAGCUCCGGAUAUUUGUACUUGUGAAUCAGGAUAUGGUGGUCCACUUUGCGAUAUUAAAUGUCCAGUUGGCAAAUGGGCGAAGGACUGUCAAAAAGAUUGUAAUUGUAAAAAUGACGCCAAUUGUGAUCCAUUCGAUGGGAAAUGUAUUUGUCCACGUGGUUGGGAGGGUGAAUCAUGUGACAAAAAAUGCCCCCCCGAUAGUUAUGGACAAAAUUGUGCGGAAAAAUGUCGUUGCCAUAAUGGUGGCAGCUGUCAUCAUAUUUCUGGUGAAUGCCAAUGUACUCCCGGUUACACUGGACCACUUUGUAUGGAUCUUUGUCCUGCUGGAAAACAUGGGGAAGAAUGCAAAUCAGAAUGUCGUUGUCAAAAUGGCGGAUCUUGUAAUCCAAAAACUGGAGAAUGUAUUUGUACUUCCGGUUGGGCUGGCUCAGUAUGUGCAAAUCGUUGUGCCGAAGGAAAUUGGGGAAAAGAUUGCUUAAAAGUCUGUGAUUGUUAUAAUGGAGCAACUUGCCAUCAUAUAACGGGCAAUUGUAUUUGCAAACCCGGUUUCAAAGGAGAAAAAUGUUUCGAGAAAUGUCCCGAGGGUAAAUACGGUGAGAAUUGUACAAGUCGAUGUAACUGUCGAAAUGGGGCUUCAUGUAAUCCAAUUGAUGGUAGAUGCGAAUGCAGUCCUGGAUGGAGGGGGAGAUUUUGUGUUGAAAGAGCAUGUUCCGAUGGACAAUAUGGUCCCAAUUGUGAAAAGGUCUGUCAAUGUACAAAAGAAAAUACAGAACUCUGUCAUCCAUGGGAUGGUGAAUGUAUGUGUAAGCCAGGUUGGAGUGGAAAAACAUGUUCACGAUCAUGUCCAUUAUUAAUGUAUGGCAAAAAUUGUGAACAUAAAUGUAAAUGUAAAAAUAAUUCACAAUGUUCACCAAUUAAUGGUUCAUGUAUUUGUGCCGCUGGUUUUCGUGGUGAAAAUUGCAAUGAGGAAUGUCCUGAAAAUACAUAUGGCGAGGAUUGUGCACAAAAAUGUGCAUGUAAAAAUGGGGCAAAUUGCCUAAGGGAAAAUGGUCGUUGCAAUUGUACAGCAGGAUGGGUUGGAGUCUUAUGUGAUCGUCCUUGCAAUGACAAAUUCUUUGGUCUGGAUUGUGAAAAUAAAUGCCAAUGUUAUAAUAAUGCGGCCUGCAAUCCGCAGAAUGGCUCCUGUACCUGUGCAGCUGGUUUCACUGGGUUAAAUUGUGAAAAUCGAUGUGAAAAAGGAUUCUUCGGACACAAUUGCUCACAGGUGUGCGAUUGCAAUUCUGACAAUAGUAUUGACUGUGAUUCAACAACUGGUCGUUGUAUCUGCAAGCCUGAAUGGCGAGGAAUUCAAUGCGAGACACAAUGUCCGCCUGGGCUUUAUGGAGAAAAAUGUCAUUCACAAUGUAACUGCAAGAACAAUAGUUCGUGCGAUGCAAAUACUGGUGCUUGUAUAUGUUCCCGUGGAUGGGAGGGUCCAGAUUGUAAUCAACCUUGCAAAGAGGGAUAUUAUGGUAUUGGAUGUAAAGAAAAAUGUCCCGAAAAAACUCAAGGAAAUAUGACAUGCGAUCAUGUCACUGGAGAAUAUAUUUGCAGACCAGGCUACUUAGGACUUACUUGUGAACAUCCUUGUCCUCCAAGUAGAUAUGGAAUGAAUUGUGCUAAACAUUGUACAUGCAAAAAUGGCGGUGAAUGCCAUCACGUGACAGGAAAAUGUCAAUGCUUCCCUGGAUGGCAAGGUGAUCAUUGUCAAAUUCCUUGUCUUGAAGGAACGUAUGGUACCAAUUGUACGCAGCAUUGUAAAUGUCAAAAUAAUGGACAAUGUAGACCUCAUGAUGGCUCUUGCAAAUGUAUGCCUGGUUGGGCUGGCACAAGAUGCACUGAAAUUUGCCCAGAAGGUUAUUAUGGAGAUCAUUGCAUGAAACCCUGCGAAUGUAAAAGCGAUUCGUUUAUUUGUCAUCCAGCUGAAGGAUGUAUUUGCAAGCAAGGAUUCACGGGACCAAAUUGCGAUGAACCAUUAAUGUACAGAAAUAUUCAAGAAAAAGAAGAAUCUAGCGUUGGAAGUAUCGUGGCAGGAAUUUUCGCUGCAAUUAUGGUAAUUGCAAUUUCCCUUGCCGCAUGGUUUUAUCAUCGACGAAGAGUUGCUGAUUUAAAAAAAGAAAUGGUUCAAGUUCAAUAUGUUGCUGAACCAGUAACACCACCUGACCGAUCACAAUUCGAUAAUCCUGUGUAUUCUUAUCAAGGAUCAUCUAGAUUUGAUGAUGGAACUGCAACGUUACUUAAUAAUGUUCAAAUUAGAAAUGAUCUUGGCCGAAAAAAUAUAAAUAUUGAAAAAAUGAAAUUUGGAGGACAUGAUGACGAUGACGAAAGUGCUAGAGGAGCCUACGGUUCGUAUGAUCAUUCAGUUCCACAAAAGAACAAAGAUGCAGAUAUGGGAAAUCCAAAUGUAAAUAUUUACUACAGCAUUGAUGAAAUGGACAGUAAAAAAGGCGAACAUUUUUAUGAAGAUAUAAAACAUAAAACAACUGAAAUGGAAUAUGAUCAUUUGGAUUAUUCACCAGCUCAAAAUGAAUGGAAACUUCAUUAUCAUCAUAUGGCAAAUGGAUUUGUCUCAAAGGAUGGAAGUGGUCCAAGUAAAUCAAAGGAUCAUGAUCCUGAAAGUGGUCGAAAAGAUUCUCUUUUAAGACAAUAGAGGAAGUUAAUUGUAUACGAAAGAGAGGAAAUUUAAACAAUUUUGAAAUUAGAAAAAAUAGGUCAAUUUUUGAAAUUUAAAAAUUAAAAU
Leptopilina boulardi is the source of this 3518-nucleotide messenger RNA. RefSeq names its product protein draper (gene drpr). The record is from RefSeq and is a predicted model, not a curated record. NCBI's taxonomy places the organism in Eukaryota, Metazoa, Arthropoda, Insecta, Hymenoptera, Figitidae. The transcript is spliced from 19 exons. Bases 393 to 3428 code for a protein of 1011 amino acids. Gene Ontology annotation, molecular function: scavenger receptor activity; protein binding.